Messenger RNA from Cuscuta campestris, 3199 nucleotides. Lineage: Eukaryota; Viridiplantae; Streptophyta; Magnoliopsida; Solanales; Convolvulaceae. The record is from the annotation of a GenBank genome assembly.
GCUUCAUCAAUACCCAUCUUUAGAGAGUUGAAACAUACCCAAAAACCGAUUAAGUAACAGAAAUACUCCCCAUACUUUUAUUAAUGAAAGCCCCAAGCUCUCGUCUCUUUCAUUCGCUUCUGGUCCCUGACAGCUACAGAUCUUAUCAUCCUUCAAGAAUUUUGCUAUUUGGUGAUGGUAGAUCUUCUUGAAUUCUUGACUUUAAAGUCAGUGGAGGUUUCUUUUUCCCAUUAAUAGGUGGUUGUUUGAUUAAGCAAUCUUACCAACCGCCAUUGGAGUCUGGAGUUAAUCUUAAGCUAUGGUUCUUGGACUGAGGUCAAAAACCAGAAAGGGGAGUUCUGUUCAGGUUGAUUUCAUCAUCUAUAUAGAGGAUCUCAAGCCUUGGCCUCCAUCAAAGUCUCUCAAAUCUGUCCAAUCCGUGUUGUUUGUGUGGGAAAAUGGCGAGCAGAACUCUGGGUCAUUUGUAUCUGAUGUUGGAGACGCCAGCAUUCUAUUCAACGAGUCAAUCACUCUCCAAGUGACUUUAGCCAGAGAUAAAAAGGUUCAAGAUGGAUUCCAGAAGAAUUUCUUGGAUUUUUACCUAUAUGAGCCACGGAAGGACAAGGCAAGUAGAGGCCAGCUCUUGGGGACUUGUGUAAUUAACCUUGCUGAUUUUGUGGCUGCCGAGAAGGCCGUUAGCAUCUGCACCCCAGUGAACUGCAAAAAGAGUUCUAGAAGCUCGGAGCAACCGUGCCUAUAUAUUACCAUUCAUGCAUUUCAUAAUGAUAGCUCGAAUUCAUCGCCCAAACAGAGCUUAUCGAAUGGGCAAGCAUCUGUUGCGGACUCGGUGAAUGAAGAAAAUGAUGAUGGAUGUGAGAUUGCCGCUUUCACUGAUGAUGAUGAUGAUGAUGCCUCAUCGCGCUCAUCACAGAAUGUCUCUUUUUCUACUUUGAGAAAUUCUAGAGGUCCAACUCAACACUCUAUGAACGGCGUUGAACCUAUGAAUAAAAGGUUGGGUAGGCAGAAUACCGGUCCUGCUACAAUUUCAGGAUUGAUUGCUUUGGAGAGAUCAUCCCUGAAUGCUAAAAACCCCAUAAAUGAUCACAGUUCAUCCUCUAAGCUUUCUGAGAGAAGCAUGACAUCUGUUCAAAAAAAGUUUGCUAACCCUAUAGCUGAAUCUUCUUCUUCAUUCACGAGAUCCGGAGGUACAAAUGGGAAUCCAUCAAGCACCAAAAGAUGGUUUGAGCAGCUAGAAUCUAAAAAGGAUGUCGAGCUCUUGGAUGAAGUGCAACAUUUCUCAGAAAUGAAAUUGGAUACAAACCCUUCGCAAGAUGAAGGAAACAAAACUAACCGGAUGAGUGAGGGUCUAAAUACAAACAAGAGAGAACAUGCAAAUGGAAUGCUGAACCACUCUAAGUCUCUCCAGCCAAAUACCACGGCCAGCAAGAGUUUGUUUACUGGUGGGACCCAUAGCACAAAGGAAAAGACAGCUUUGGCUAAGUCGCCACAUGGGCUUUUCGACCGUAAGAAUGAAUGGAAGGUGAAAGUGGAGAUGCUCGAGGAAGAACUGAGGGAAACUGCAGUUCUUGAGGUCAGCCUUUACUCUGUUGUUGCUGACCACACAAGCUCUUCAAGCAAGAUCCAUGCUCCAGCUCGUCGCCUCUCUAGGUUUUAUCUUCAUGCGUGCAAGAUGAAGUCUCGAGCUAAACAGGCUAUUGCUGCACAAGCUGCCAUUGCAGGUUUAGUUUUGGUGUCUAAAGCAUGUGGAAAUGAUGUUCCGAGGUUAACUUUUUGGUUGUCCAACUCGGUCAUGCUGAGAGCAAUUGUUAGCCAGGGUGCUGUGGACAGAGUAGAAACACAUAGCAACACAAGCACAUCUGGUGCUGCUGGGAGGUCUCUGAACCAAAGAAACAGUCUUUUCUCAGCAAAAGAAUCAAAGAAGAGUCUAAAAGAAGAUCAUAAUGACUGGGAAGAUGUGACAACUUUUGUCCUUGCACUUGAACAACUUGAAUCUUGGCUGUUCUCUCGGAUAGUUGAGUCUGUGUGGUGGCAGACUUUGACUCCACACAUGCAAACCAGCAUUGCGACGACCAGUGAUAGGCCUAUGGUCUCUAAUUCUAAGAAGGGAAGAAAACCGGGCUUAGGGGAACAAGAACAAGGUAACUUCUCUAUAGAGCUCUGGAAGAAGGCUUUCAAGGAUGCUUGUGAAAGGCUGUGCCCGGUUCGAGCGGGAGGAAAUGAGUGCGGUUGUUUGCCAGUGCUUGCAAAAUUGAUAAUGGAACAGUUGGUGAGAAGACUGGAUGUGGCAAUGUUCAACGCAGUCCUUCGCGAAUCAGAUGAUGAAAUGCCAACGGAUCCGGUGUCUGAUCCCAUUAGUGAUGCUAAGGUCCUUCCAAUCCCUCCAGGAAAAUCAAGCUUUAGUGCUGGGGCACAACUCAAGAAUGCCAUCGGGAAUUGGUCGAGAUGGCUUUCAAAUCUAUUUGGGAUCGAAGAGAGUGAACCUCGUUCCAAUUGCAACUCGGAUGGCAAGCAGCAUGAGCGCUCCAAGCCCUUCAGACUCCUGAAUGAGUUAAGUGAUCUGAUGAUGCUUCCAUUUGAGAUGGUUGCUGAUCCACAAACUCGAAAAGAAGUUUGCCCCACGUUCUCUCCCACAUUGGUCAAAAGGGUCCUUAGCAGUUUUAUUCCUGAUGAAUUCUGCCAAAAGCCAAUUCCUCAAGAAGUCUUUGAUGCCCUUGAUACAGAGGAUGACAUGGAUGCAAGUGGAGAGUGUCUUUUGGGCUUUCCCUGCAGUGCCACUCCCAUUGUCUACUCAUCUUCCCUCGCGGGGCCCACGGGAGAUGUCGUCGGGUCGGCCCGAUCUCUUUCGCUCGUUGGCUCUUCGUCGUCAGUCGUGAAAAGAUCGUACACUAGCGACGACGAGCUGGACGAGCUGGACUCCCCAUUUUCUUGCAUUAUGGCCCACAAAUCCCGGGGCUCCCCGGGUGCCCGAGGUAAGGGGAGCCGCGGGACGGUGCGGUAUCAAUUGCUCCGACAAGUGUGGAGAGACGACGACGAACAAUGAUCGAAAAGAAAAAUUUGUUGAAGAGUGAAAUGUAUAUUUACAUUUAGUAUAUAGAUGAUGAAAAUGCUAGUGUGCUUAGUAUAUACGGAGUUUUUUUUGUUUUGGAAAAAGGGCAUUCAAAUAACGGAGUACUUCCAUUCUAUAGGGGCAUUAUUGUGU